This is a messenger RNA of Sclerotinia trifoliorum, 1413 nucleotides long. The record is from the annotation of a GenBank genome assembly. Lineage: Eukaryota; Fungi; Ascomycota; Leotiomycetes; Helotiales; Sclerotiniaceae.
AUGCCUCAAGUUUUACCCGGUGAUGUUACUGGCCUGUACUAUAUUCUGGUUAGUAACCUCCCAUGGUCAUGUACGUGGCAAAGAUUAAAGGACUUUGCGCGUAAUCAAGAUUGUACGGGACAUUUCCUUGCAGUUGAACAUGCACAAGUAUAUCCUGAAUCUACUUGUGGUUGGGUGACGGUCCGUGGAAAAGAAGACUUCCUCGAAGCACUUCGUAAGUUCAUCUUUUAUGAAUAGAUGGUGCUGACAAAGUUACACAGAGUAUCUGCAAGGUGGAAUGAUGGAGAAUCGUGCUUUGUGCGCAGAUGGCCGCAAUGAAACGGAAUCUAUCCAAGUGCGGGAUCUUGCAAUGCCAUGGACAACGCAAUAUUCCUGCGAAAGCCCCGCAAGGGAUCCCACACCUCCAGCACCAAUGCCUUUAGUGUCAUCAGCACACUCAGGGCCCAUUCAACAAAUGUCUUUCUACCAAAUGGCACCUUUACCAAGUGGCACCUCAACCACCACUUCGAUAUCGACUACUUUUGAUGAUCGAGGUAUGACUCAGGUAUGAAUAAAGUAUCUCAUUACCUUUGCCAUGAUACAGCCUAACAAACUCAGAUUCAACAGAUCCGAAGUGUUGGGAUCUAUCCAAAUGUACCAUUACCACCCACCUUUGAUCCUAUAUUAUAUGCUGGCGAUGUUGCGCCAAGCACGCCCAUGUUUAUAUCGCCUCUCCAAACGUUUACAACGUCCCCCCCUCUUCUGCCGAGUGCCGAACAGUACGACACCAUGUCAAUUGUUAAAAGCAAAGUUAUCAUCACCCAAAUCCCUCACCAUGCGUCUACCACUGAUUUGAGAAAUCUCAUACACGCAGGCAUCAAAGCCAAAUUUCUGGAUACUUCAUCGGCUGAAAACCCCCUUGCUGCUUUGUGCAGUAUGAAAAUCGAGAAACACCCUGAUGGCAGGCAAAAGUCCCAUGCAUUUCUCAGCUUCGAGACAUAUAGUAUGGCUAGAGCAAUAGUAGAUAUGCUUGACGGGGUAGACUUCAAGGGAAGAAAUCUGCGGGUAAAGCUUGCAAAAGAAGGGGCAGAGCCCAGACAAAGUCCCAUAAGACCGAUCAGCACUGCUUCUGCUUCUAUUCUACCUUUGAGGGAGAGAGGACAACCGAAAUCACAGGUAUCAUCACAGGUCACCAUACAUUCGAAAUCAAGCAUUCUGGCGCCUCAGGAGAAGAAUCUGCGGAAGUCGAAGGAAGAGAAGGAUGCGAAGGAUGGAACGACGGAGGAGAGGGAUGGGGAGAGGGCGACGGCGACGGCGACGGCGACGGCCAAGGAAAGCGCGGUAGCUACAGUGGCCAUAGUAGCAGCGGAUUCCGAGAGAGAGGCGACUCCAAAGUCGCCGAUGGUGGUUAAUGGGUCAGGAAAGAACGCUUAG